AUGGCGUCCAAUGUUAGGUUAAGUUUGAAAGAAUGGACUGAAGGCUGGACAAAAUGGGAUAUCGCACUCUAUGUUGGUGCUCCAGUGGCUCUCGGACUUGCCGGUAUUUGGUUUUACAGGCGUAGCAAAUCACAACCCGAUGACAAUGAUGAAAGUCGAGAUGAAAUCUCCGAAGAAACCGAAAGUAGACCUUCACCAAGUAAAUCUGCUACUCCAUUAGAAAAGGCACAAGCUGCUAAAGCGAAGGGAAACAAGUACUUUAAAGGUGGUAAAUAUGAUCAAGCUAUAGCAUGCUAUACUGAAGCAAUCGACCUCUGUCCAUCUGACAAAAAAUCCGAUUUAGCAACAUUUUAUCAGAAUAGAGCAGCGUCUUCAGAAUAUUUGUCAAAAUAUGAGAGUGUGAUAGCAGAUUGUACUGAAGCUAUCAAAUUAAAUAGUAAAUACACCAAAGCCUUUGGGAGAAGAUGCAAGGCUUAUCAACAAGUUGGUAAACUCAAAGAAUCUUUAGAAGAUAUCACUACAGCAUGUAUAUUGGAAGGCUUUGCUAAUCAAGUUAAUUUACAGUUAGCUGAUCAAGUAUUAAAAGAUUUAGGUAGAAAAUGUGCCAAGGAUACAUUUAAGAAUAGAAAACCAGUCCUACCAUCUAAAUUCUUUGUGAAGAAUUAUUUCAAUGGUUUUGCAAAUGAUCCAGUCAAGAAUUUUAAACCAAAAGUUAGUAUGUCUACACAGAAUGAAAAAGAUGUAAAAGGGGAGGAAAAUGAUGUUAAGGCAGAAGGUGAUACCACUCCAUUUGAACAGGCAGUAGAAAAUUUGAAUAAUAAUGAGAUAAAAGAUAUUAUAGAUUUAUGUACACAAGAAAUAAUAGGUGCUAACUCUAGUUAUAUCAACCUAGCCUUGUUAUUACGUGGUACAUUCUAUAUGAUGUCAGGACAGACAGACCUAGCAGGAGCAGAUUUUGAAACUCUAAUCAGUGCUGCAGAUGUUGAUCCAAGGAUUAAGACAAAUGCUGUAAUAAAAGAAAGUAGUAUAUUGAUACAAAGAGAAAAGAUAACAGAAGCAUUUGAUAUAUUUGACGAAGGUAUUAAAGUUGAUCCUGAUAAUUCAGAUAUCUAUCACCAUAGAGGGCAGCAAUAUUUGGUUGUAGACAAAUUAGAACAGGCUUUAGAUGAUUUUAAUAAGAGUAUCAAAUUAAGUCCAGAUUUUCCUACAUCUCAUGUACAGAAAGCUUAUGCAGUUCAUAGAACAGGUAUUGUUUAUCAACAACAGUCAUCUUUAACUGAAGCUAGCAAAAUGUUUCAAGAAACUAUUAUUAAAUUUCCUCAAUAUGCAGAUGCUUAUUUGAUGUAUGCUCAGUCAUUAUCAGAUCAAAGUAAAUUUGAAGAAAGUUUAAAUAAUUUUGAUAAAGCAUUGGAACUGGCACCAGACAAUCCAAAUAUUUAUGUACAUAAAGGAUUAUUAAUGGUACAGUAUAAAGGACAGUUUGAAGAUGGUAGUAAAUUAGUAGAGAAAGCAAUUCAAAUUGAUCCUAAAUGUGAAUAUGCCUAUGAAAUUAUGGGAACAAUUGAUGUACAGAGGGGUAAAAUGCCACAAGCUCUCGAGUCAUUUAAGAAAGCUAUCAAUUUAUCCAGAUCUGAAGCAGAAAUGGCUCAUCUUCAUUCCUUACUGAAUGCGGCCCAGGCUCAAGUGACUGUGGCCCAGAAUCUGGGUAUUCCUAUACCAUCUAUGGGUUGA
Lottia gigantea (owl limpet) is the source of this 1731-nucleotide messenger RNA. RefSeq lists its product as hypothetical. The transcript has 12 exons. NCBI's taxonomy places the organism in Eukaryota, Metazoa, Mollusca, Gastropoda, Lottiidae. Gene Ontology annotation, molecular function: protein binding. The record is from RefSeq and is a predicted model, not a curated record. The coding region runs from base 1 to 1731 and encodes 576 amino acids.